This is a messenger RNA of Bursaphelenchus okinawaensis, 978 nucleotides long. The record is from the annotation of a GenBank genome assembly. NCBI's taxonomy places the organism in Eukaryota, Metazoa, Nematoda, Chromadorea, Rhabditida, Aphelenchoididae.
AUGAUAACGUUUCCAAAAAUCACAUACUAUUUUGAAAAUAAACGACGAGUCAAAGGGCUUGAAGAGGUACGUUAAUUACGUUUUUUAGCAGGAGAGGAAGGAGGGACGGUUUGAAAUAAAAAAAAUUGGGCUGGUAAGAUUGCCCCAAUUAGUAAGACCUUAGUACCGGACGUCUGGCUCCCAAUAUAAUAACAAUUUUUAGUUUUAAGUAAUAUUGUUUUGCAUGUUUUAUAAAUUUAUUUUAAAAAAUCAUGACUUUCAGUACAACAACCGCCAAGAACGUCUGAAUCGCUUGUUCCAGGAAGAUGAAAUCAAGCUUCAUCCAGAUAAUAAUGAAAGGAACAUAGAAGAGGCCAAUCUCGAAUACAAGAAGAAUUUGAAAUGGGACAGCCGGUUUGCAACAAUCAUUUUCAUCAUGAACUUAUUCAUCUUGGCCGGCAAUCUAACGGCCGCUUUCUUAAGCGGCUCGUACUCGGUUAUCAGGUAGGGUUGAGGUGGUGCUGGGAGGAUUUGAGGACUGAAUUGAGGGUUGUUAGAUAUUUUGGGAAGGGUAAGGUAGGGUAGAGUAAGGCAGGGUAGAGUAAGGUCAGGCAGUGUAGGUAAGGCAGAGUAAGGUAAUUCAGGAUAAGGUAAGUAGAGGAGGGUAGAGUAGGGUAAGGUAGGGUAACGCAUGAUAGGGUAAGGUAGAGUACGGUAGGGUAAGGUAGGGCGGGGCAAAAAAUUAUAGGGCAUUAUAUAAAAAAAUUUCAAAAACGACAUUUUAGUGCCUUUGUGGACUCGUCGAUGGACAUAGUAAGCAGUAUAAUCGUCUUCAUCACAGUAUACCUCAUUACCCAUACCAACAGUCACAAGUAUCCUCGUGGCCGUCAACGUUUGGAGUUGAUGUCUGUGAUUAUAUGCUCCAUCUUCAUGGGUGUUACCAAUAUUAUGAUGAUCAUUCAGUCGGUGGAGGCUAUUGUUAUGGGUACUGUAAGUUGA